AGUCGUGAUGUAUCAGUAAUAAAAAUAGGGUCCCGCUAACCUUUUCUUUUUCUUUCAUUCAAGUGAAUCUGUUUCUAUAUCAUUUUGAGGGUUUCGCAAAGGAUUCCUUGUUCUUUCACUCCCUGUGUCUUCCCAUCCAUCCUCUCCCAUCUCAGCUGAGUGAUAAUCAUUGUGGAUCUCUUCUCCAUUAAACCAUUCGGUUGUACUAGUAGUAAUAUAAAAGAUCUCAACUUUGAAGCAGCUUUGAGAGAUAGAAUAUGGCCGAACUAAAUGGAAACCAGGGAAAGACCCUGUACGACAAGUACCAAGAGAGAUUGCCAUCCCAAGAGAAGAGCAGCAAGGGGAAGUCCUUUGGCUUCUGGAGAAAUAAAGAUAAGAAACAGAAUGGAUCGGCCACAGCAGGAGCUGCCCCACCUGCAGGUUCAAACGGGGAUGUUACCCCAAACAAUCCCGGCGAAGGGAGCCGAUCACAGAAGAAAAAUAUUAAAAAGACUUAUAAGCCUGCAGCCGCUGUGCGUGGUUUUAAGAAAGAUGAGAUGUCGCUUGAAAUAAUGCUUCUCAAAGGUGGAUUUAGGGAUGAGCCCUUCAAGACAAUCGGUGUUAUCGGGCUGCCUGGUGUUGGCAAAACAGCCCUUUGCAGGUCCAUUCUCCGAAAUGAGAGGGUGAAGAGUAGCUACACGCAAAUGUUUUGGAUAAGCUUGUGGUAUGAGGCAGAGGAAACUGAGGAGGAGGUAGAGGAAACUGAGGAGGUUGUAGAGGAAAUUGAGGAUACACUUCCAGGGGACAUCAUCAAAUUCAAAUCCGAUGUGCCUCAUCUUCUUAGACGCCUGAGCGAUUAUCAGGAGAAACUAGCGGAGAACAAGUAUUUAAUUGUGUUAGAUGAUGUGGGGGAGGCAGAGGAAGACAACUAUUAUGAAGAUCUCAACAAAUGCUUCAGCGAUGAACAUCUUCCAAAGCAGAAAGGGGGAGCGGUUAUCGUGACGUGUAGGUCGGAGGAAGCAGCAAAGAAAGUGGUGGGAGACGACAACUUGCAUCGACUUCAGCCUCUCAAUGAUCCAAACAGCUGCUGGUGGAUAUACAACGAGGCAGUGAAAGGUAAAAAGACAAGUGAAGACGCAACAAUUUCAAACAAGGUGAAGGAGGAACUGAUGAAGAGGUGUGGAGGUCUACCUGGGGCUGCACGAAUGAUGGGUGAAAUCAAGAAGGACAAAAAUAAAGCUAACCACACUCCGUCCACUCACUCCACAUUUCUUGCUUAAUUAGAUGUGGUAUUAUUUCUUGUCUUUGUAUUUUGGAAUUGAUGAACCUUUUUGUUUGGCCUUAUACUCUGCUCUUUGCCUGCCAUGUUAGUUAAUUUUAAUCCCCAAGUUUUUCCUUC
Molecule: messenger RNA, 1378 nt
Organism: Gossypium raimondii (Peruvian cotton)
Lineage: Eukaryota; Viridiplantae; Streptophyta; Magnoliopsida; Malvales; Malvaceae
Product: probable disease resistance protein At4g19060
Exons: 1
Coding region: 258-1259 (333 amino acids)
Biological process (GO): defense response to other organism
Molecular function (GO): ADP binding
Source: RefSeq, a predicted model, not a curated record